AAUUGACACAGCUGGCGUCAUUGCCGGAGUGAAGGAAUUGUUUAAGGGGCAUAACGACUUACUUUAUGGAUUCAAUACUUUGUUGCCAAAAGAAUAUGAGAUAAGCCUCGAUGAGCAUGAUAAACCGCUGGAAAAGUCCGUUGAACUUAAAGAAGCUAUCCGUUUACUUCGUUUCUUUGGCCGCAGUAUGAGCCAAACAGGAGGUGGUGUUGGUUCUGGUUCUGGCUCUGGCUCGUCUCCGUGGGAAAAGUGAGUUGAGAACACUUUAUAUAUGUGUGUGUGUCUGUGUGAUGGUAAUGGGAUAGUUGAUUUUGUUAGUACCUUUAGUGCUUUUGCUUGGUGAGCAUAUAUUGAUCACGAAAUUUCUUGUGUAUGUUUGCAUGUGGUUUGUUAUAUUUU
Messenger RNA from Rubroshorea leprosula, 399 nucleotides. The record is from the annotation of a GenBank genome assembly. Lineage: Eukaryota; Viridiplantae; Streptophyta; Magnoliopsida; Malvales; Dipterocarpaceae.